Molecule: messenger RNA, 3782 nt
Organism: Lytechinus variegatus (green sea urchin)
Lineage: Eukaryota; Metazoa; Echinodermata; Echinoidea; Temnopleuroida; Toxopneustidae
Product: ankyrin repeat and zinc finger domain-containing protein 1-like
Exons: 15
Coding region: 188-2884 (898 amino acids)
Molecular function (GO): protein binding
Source: RefSeq, a predicted model, not a curated record
GUAAAACCGUUGUGUGGCACAAGGUAUUCAGUGAACUGACUGAGGCUGAGCUGAGAAUAGUCGGGGACCAAUAGAUUAAUUCAUAAUUAAGGCUUGGAAUCGCCUACAACUCAGCUUUACGGGGUGCUUCAUCUUUCAGAGAAUUUUGAAUUUGUUCUAGACAAAGACAAGUUGUACAAGUGGAGGCAUGGAGAUGCCUAAAAGACAGAGCAGUUGUCUUUUAACAGACAAGAGCAAUGCCUGGAAGUAUUUAGCUGGUAUCAAACUAUCAUCACUCCAACCAAACGUGGUGGCAGAGGAGUUUUAUGAAGAGCCAGAGACCAUUGUUGGUGUCGAAAAUAAUGAGCCUGAAGUUUACACAGUUUCCAGUACCAUGUCAUGUUCCCUGUGUGAUUGCACAUUCGAGGACAGACACCAACAGAAAGCUCAUUAUCGUCUUGACUGGCAUCGGUUUAACUUGAAGCAGAGGAUGUCUGGGCUGAAGUCACUCUCGGAAGAGGCUUUUUCUCAGAGGGCAGAUGAUCUGUCCAGUAUCUCUGGCAGCGGUGACUCUUCCUCAUCGUCAUCGGACGAAGACAUGGACAUGUCUCCCAUCUCACGAACCUCUCGUCAAGUCCAAAGAAGGAGAAAGAAGGGGAGUUCUAUCCACAAGUAUGACAGCGACGACGACGGGGUGGAUGGAGGGAAGGAAGGAGGAAACGGUAGACGAUGUCCAAGAAUCUAUUUUGAUAACGAUGACGGAGAGGUGGUGUCUGUUUAUCGCUGCAUCAUCCAUGGGAAGAGGGAAGCACCAAGCAAUCACACAGAGCUGAUAUCCAGGGCGCUUGGUUUAUUGACCAAUCAGAAGUGGGCUAUCAUAAUGACUGGUGGUGGCCAUUUUGCUGCUGCAGUGUAUGAUGGACCUGAUGUCAUCGUUCACAAGACCUUUCAUAGGUACACUGUGCGUGCCAAGAGAGGAACUGUCCAGUCUGUGAAAGACGCACAGGGAAGUGCUGCAAAAUCAGCAGGAGCUUCCAUCAGAAGGCACAACGAAGCGGCCUUGAACCAAGAAGUCCAGGACCUUCUGGCAUCCUGGAAGGACCACUUGGACGCCUGCACCAGGAUCUUCCUCAGAGUACCCCCCUAUAACAGGACCAUGUUCUACGGAGGCAAGUGCCCUGCCCUCAUGAAGGGGGACGACAGGGUGGUCACCAUCCCCUUCGCCACCCGUAGGGCAACCUUCAAGGAACUCAAGAGGGUGUGGGAGGUCCUGGCUACUGUUGAGUGUCAUGGUAGUGUUCCUGAUGUUUCAGUCAUCAUGGCCAGCCCCAAGGAAAAGAAGGAGUGGAAGAAGGGGAAGAAACCUUCCAAAAGUCAAGAGAAAGAAGAUGGAGAAUCGCUUGAGGUCAUCUUGAGUCGAUUAGAGGAACAGUCUCUAGAAGAUGAACACAAAGAGGGACAGUUAGACAACUCCACCAGUCUGAAAUUGAAGGAGAACAAAAUUAACGAGGAGGAAGAGGCAGGAGAUUUUGACCUUGUGGAGGAAGUUGUUGUCACUUCAACCGAUCACCUCAAAGAUUAUGACGUAGCUUCUAAGAAACAGAGGAAGAGAAAGAAGAAAAAGAAACCUGAAAGACAUAUACCACAAAAAGAUAAAGAGGAAGAGAACUUGACCAUUGAACUCUACACAAUAUGCCGGACAUGCGACACAGAAAAGCUUGAAGAAAUUCUUCAGAAGAUUCAUCAGCAUUUCAGUACUACCCCUUCCAGCAACUCUAAAAACCUUCCCAGGAAAAACCUUGGCCAGGAAAAGACCAAAGGGGAGAAGGUGUCACCUGAUAACCUUGAUCAAAGUCCAGGUGUUGGCUGUGAAGAUAACUGCAGUAUAUCCAGGGAAAUACAGAAUAGACUGCCACCUGACAAUGACAACCUGCAUCCGGAUAUUGGCAAUAAAAGAAGUAUACCGCCCUCUGAUGCCGUUGAUAACUCUUGUCAAAGUUCUAGUAGUGGCACUCUUGAACACAGUCAUAACAAUAUCUCAGGGAACAAGAACUCAGUAGAGUGUGGAUCGAAUCUUCCAGAGUCUUUGGACAAUCCUGGGGACCGUGUCAUGAAAGUUGUCCAAACUAAGACACAAGAAAACACAGAUAGAGUGGAUGCUGUCGAAGGAACAUCAUCCAGACCGGACCUUUGUGAGGAAUCCAACACCGAUGCUACCAACAUGCCGAAACAACCUGAACAACUUCCUGAAGGCAAUCCUGGAGGAGGGGAAGACAAAGCAGCGAGAGAUGCAGAGGAUAAAGACAAACAUUGCCCUGGCGUCCUCAGGUUCUUAAACAAAUCCCUCGAUGACCUGGGUUAUACCUUUCUACAUGUCGCUGCAGAAGAUGGCCAGUGCGAUAUCAUCUACCAUCUCAUGGAGUUUGGUGCUGACCCUGGUGUCAAAAACAAGAAAGGAAAGCCAGCAUAUGGAUGUUCCUUUGAUAAGAAGACACGAGAAACGUUCAGAAGAUUUCGAUCCGAUCACCCCGACCGGUACGACUAUGACAGAGCUCAGAUUCCAGUUCCUCUCACAGAAGAGCAGGAAAGAGAAAAAUCAGCAAAACAGUCAGAGCGAAAGAGGAAUGCGAGGAAAGCAAAGCGUUUAAAAGAAAAGGAGCAGAAGGAAGUGAAAGAAGCAGAGAGGAAAGAGAAUGAGAAGAAAGAAUGGUAUGCAAAGCUGAGCGAUAGAGAGAAGCGAGCACUCGCUGCUGAGAAGAGAUUUGCUCAACAGGUCUCUUCAACAUCUGAUAUGCAGCGAUGCUGGAGCUGUGGUUCUUCUCUUGCUGGAAAAACUCCUUUUUCGUACAUGGAUUUCAAGUUCUGCUCUAUGCCUUGCCUGAAGAAACACAAGCAACAGCCCUAGCUUUGUAACUAACAACUCAAUCCUUGUUGCUGCUGGUGCAUAUUUAUCAGCAUCUGCAGCUCUGCCUUUUCGUCAUAUUUACCUUUAACUUUUAGCUACCUGUGCCGUUUAGAGCCUACCAUACACUGAGCAAUCCAACAGAUUUGCAUUAACUUUUUAGCAUGUUGGUGUUGCUGUAGUUAGCGUAAUCUUGCAGGUUUGCUGGAUUAGGUAAUAAAGCCAACCUUAAACAACAAUGAUCUCCUAGAAAUCCCAUUUAACCCUAUCUAGGUCAUAUGGCCAGGGGAUCUCGGCCGUCAAAUGCGCGAUCAUGCCAAAAAUUGGCAUUCAGGUUGCCUGGGACAUAAUCUACAAAAUUGUCGAGUAUUUUAUCUCAUGCAAAUUGCCAUUAAGUGAUUAUGCUGAUUAGUGAGCAAAAUCAUACUUUUUCCUCUUUUUCCCUAAAUUAAACUUAAAAUGUUCUAAUUUUUGGCAUAGAAACUCUUUGUGGUAUUCUUAGCAAAUGUAUGUGAAUAAAAUAGUGAUAUCAGAUCAAGUUCUUAUGCAUUUUUUUUGCAAUUUCUUGUGUAUUUCAUUGUAAUCUUUUUCAUUGUUUUACUGAUAAACUUUGUCGGGGACUCUUUUUAAAUCAUAAACAUCAUAAAAUAAGUCCGUUUAGACCUGCCAAACUAAAAAUAAUCUUACAUUUAUGAUUUUGGGGUGAAAACAAAAUGUUGUUUAAUUUCGUAACCACAUACCCGGGCGUCGCAAAAUUGGUUUUAAAAGAUGCACAAGACUUGAAAGUAAAAGUCAGCGAGCUAGAUAUAAUUAAACAAGAUUAUAUUAAGAGCACAUGAUACAAUUCUCAACAGUAACCUCAAGUUCCCGGAUAUAGUCCAUGCUGUUUACUUGUGUGACC